CUCAGCUCCUGCACCUGCUGCCAUGAUGGCCGAGGAGGAGUUCACGACGUGCGACCUGACCACCUGCUCCUCCACGACGGAGGAGACCUUCAACACCGUCAACAUUCAGGAAAUCGAGCCUAUUUUCUCCGUGUUAACCGGCGGGAUGAGGGCGGCGGGGGACACGGUGUCUCCGGGCACCUGCGGAGGAGGAGGAAGCGGCUGCACCUCACCCACCGCCGCCACCUCCGAUACCGAGUCCGGGAUCUUCUCUGUGGAGAGCGAGGUCUGCGUGGAGCACGAGUCGGAGCUGGACUGGUUCUGUGGGACCGAGCAGAAGCUCAUCUGUUCCCGCUGCGCCACCGUGGGGCCCUGCCGCGCGCACGCCGUGACCCCUCUGGCCAGCAGGGUCACCUCAGUCAGGAACCAGCUGGUGGACGUGUGCGAGAAAAUGCAGCUGCAGGCUCUGAGGAUCGACAAGUUUAUCGAGCAGACCCUGGAAGCCAAAAAGCAAAAGCUUCAGGUGGAUGCGAGCAAGGCGAGGGACCAGGUUCUGGCUCAGGUCAACGCCGCGCGUGACGCCCUGGAGAAGGAGGAGCAGCGCAUCCUGGAGGAGGUGCAGAGGGAGCAGGAGCGGGUGGAGCAGUGCCUCCUCACCCAGAGAGCCCACUGGAGCCAGGCUCUGGCCAGUCUGUCGCAGACGCGCUCCCAGUUGGUGCACACGCUGACGCACACCGCAGACGCACAGCUGGUGAUCAGUGUCCAAGAAAUCGCGGAAAGGGUGGAGGACGCCGAGGGGGUCGGGAACCCCUGCGACACAGAGCAGCUCAACCUGAACCCAAACUGUACUGACAGCAAGCUGCUGAGAGGCCUGUGGGCGGCCGCACUGCUGCUCGGCCCCAACGCAUAUGGAUCACCUCUGGUAAGGUUUGACGAGCGCACGGUGAGCCCCCUCCUUUCCCUCUCCGACGAUCUACGAACUUUGACCUUCCUCCAAAAAAAGCCCCGCCAAUCUCCAUCCUACGACCCCGCUCGCUUUGACUUGUGGCCCAAUGCUCUGGGCUCCCUGUCUGUGUCCUCCGGCACCCACAGCUGGGUGGUGGACGUGGGUCAGAGCGGCGCCUUUAAGGUGGGGGUCUGCUACGCCUCUCUGGAACGCAAAGGUUCCAGCAAUGAGGCCCGACUGGGCAACAACGCUCAGUCCUGGGUGCUUUCUCGCUACGAUGACGACUACUCGUACUGUCACGCGGGGAAGAAGGUGCCCCUGCAGGUGGUGAGGAGACCCGAGAGGAUCGGCGUUCUGCUCGACUGGCCGAGUCAGAUGCUGCUGUUUUACGAGCCGGACUCCUGCGCUGUCCUGCACGCCGUCACGCAGCACUUCAGCGCUCCGCUGCUGCCGGCGUGCGCCGUGACGGACCGCAGCAUCACCAUCCUGCACUGA
Messenger RNA from Nematolebias whitei (Rio pearlfish), 1420 nucleotides. RefSeq names its product B-box and SPRY domain containing (gene bspry). The record is from RefSeq and is a predicted model, not a curated record. The transcript is spliced from 6 exons. Bases 23 to 1420 code for a protein of 465 amino acids. Lineage: Eukaryota; Metazoa; Chordata; Actinopteri; Cyprinodontiformes; Rivulidae. Gene Ontology annotation, molecular function: protein binding; zinc ion binding.